Messenger RNA from Zingiber officinale, 663 nucleotides. Its product is annotated as RING-H2 finger protein ATL2-like. The record is from RefSeq and is a predicted model, not a curated record. Lineage: Eukaryota; Viridiplantae; Streptophyta; Magnoliopsida; Zingiberales; Zingiberaceae. The transcript has a single exon. The coding region runs from base 1 to 663 and encodes 220 amino acids.
AUGUCCAAUCGCGAUAGCUCCGGCGGUGGGUGGUUCGUCUACGACGAGAGCAGCGACAGCUACGAUCUCAACACGCGGAUCCUCGCCACCGCCGUCAUCUUCCUCGCGGUCGUCGUCCUCCUCGUGAUCGUCCUCCACCUCUACGUCCGCCACGUGUUCUUCCGCCGCCGCCGCAAUAACCUCGAGGCCUCGGCGGCCUCCGGCCGCCGCUUCCUCCGCUUCUACGUCACCGACCCCGCGCACGACGACCACGUCGCUGCUCCCGGGCUCGAUCCCUCCGCCAUCGCCGCGCUCCUGGCGCGCCCUUACCGGUCGACGGCGGGCGGCGACGGCGAGUGCGCCAUUUGCUUGAGCACGGUGGAGGACGAGGAGAUGGUGCGGGUGCUCCCGGGCUGCGGCCACCUGUUCCACGUUGGGUGCAUCGACAUGUGGCUGGGCUCGCACUGCACUUGCCCGGUGUGCCGGGUAUCGGUGGAGCCCCCGUCGGCGACUGCCGCGGCGGAGGACGGCUGCGAGGCGACUACUCCGGCGUCUCAGGAGGAGGCGACGUUGGCAGCGAAAGAAUCAGAGUCGGCGUCGUCGUUCACGAGAAUUCUCAGCUGGGAGAGGUCAACUGCGAGGAGGCCGCAAGGGCAAGGCAUAGAAGACUUGGAGAGACAGUAA